This is a messenger RNA of Dracunculus medinensis (Guinea worm), 828 nucleotides long. NCBI's taxonomy places the organism in Eukaryota, Metazoa, Nematoda, Chromadorea, Rhabditida, Dracunculidae. The record is from the annotation of a GenBank genome assembly.
AUGUUGACCAUACAAACGCAUUGCUGUGAAGCUAAGAAAAUCGAAAAAACUUUAAUCGAACAGCAAAUUAAGGGAAUGCAGCAUGGAUUUGACAAAAUGAUUGAAUACUGUGAACGGCUUGGCUGUCGACAUGUAGCAUUUAGUAAAUAUUUUGGCGACACAGAUUUGCGGGCUUGUAAUACAAGCUGCGAUCACUGCAAAAAUCCAAAGAUAUGUGAAGAAGCGGUACAAAAAUUUAAUGGAGAAAUAUGGAAGGAUUCCACAUCAAUGAAGUGGCAUAAAAAACCAUCUCUUUUUGAUGACAGUAGUGAAUUAUAUGAAGGCGGUCGAUGUUCGAAUAGAUUUUGGGAUUCAGAAGGAGGAAAAUAUGACCAUACAAAAAUAGAAACUGAGGAAAAAAAAAACGUACGGAAAUUAUUGCCCGCGAAUUUAUGCUUAGACGAUCGUUAUCAGAAUUAUGAAAGUAGCAAUGCAUCAAAUUUAAAAGAUAAUCCGAAUAUUCGUUUGAUCGAUCCUCAAUCGAAAACUGUAGCAAAUGUAACUAUGAAUCGGCGAGAAGCAAUUUAUGAUGCAAUAUAUGCUGCUUUAAUCGCAAAUUAUUAUGAAGAUUUGAAUUACACAAAUUUACAAAAAGCAUCAUCUUUAAUUGAACACGAAAUUUUUAAAUCUUCAAAAAAUAACAUCACUUAUCAGCACAAAUCGUCGCAAAAGAUACUUGAAAUAAAACGUUCAACGAAAGAACAAAAAAAGUAUGAACUGCCUGAACUGCCUAAUUUUUCCCAAAAUAAUUUCGAAGGAUUUAAAUUAGCAUCGUCUUUAGGGAAGUAA